This is a messenger RNA of Adineta ricciae, 234 nucleotides long. Lineage: Eukaryota; Metazoa; Rotifera; Eurotatoria; Adinetida; Adinetidae. The record is from the annotation of a GenBank genome assembly.
AUGAGCUCAAAUGACGUUGUUUUCGGUGGAUUUACUGGUGGACAUGAUUCAGUUCCUGGUGUAGGAGAUGUUCCUCCAUCAACUGGUGGUUUUGAGCAGAUCAAUACAUUUACAAAUCCUCAAUUAUAUGCUCACACUCAUUUUGAUCCAAACAAUUGCCCUGGUAUUGUUCACUGGGAUCUAGAAGAAUUUGUUGCAAGUGCACUAUCUCCACAUCCUCCAGUUGAUAAAUAA